UUCACGUUUUUUAGUCAUUACCAGGAGGAAAAAGAAAGAAACAUAAAACAGUUUCGGAAUGAAAAGCAAGACUUUGACAUGGUAAUGGAGUUGGCUCUGGAAAAGCAGAAAGGCAAAGAGAAUGAUUUAAGGAGGAGUUUGGAGGCUGCUUGGGAAGAGAUAGCUAACCAUGAGAGCACCAGUGUGGAUACAGUUCGAAGGAGGAGUAUGCACGUUUCUCAACUGGAGAAGGAACUAAAUGAGCUUCGUGAGAAUCAAGCAGAAAUCCAAGAGCUAAAAUCAAGUAAUGCUGAACUCAAACAACAACUGGAGACAUCACAGCAAGAACAACAAGCCACUCAGCAAUUGGUUGAUGAACAAAACUUGAAGCUCCAAGAGAUGAUGAUCUUGAUGGAUAAGCUAAGGGAACUAGAUGAACAAAUCUCUCGCAUUGAAACCUUGGAGAGUGAACUCCUGAGAGUGCAGUCAGAGCUAGAGAGUAAGGAACAGAAGAACCUUCAUCUACAGGAGACUGCCAAUGCACUACAGAUGCAGCUAGAAGAGCGAGAAUCCCAGGGAACUGCCACAAGGAUUCGUGAACUGGAAGAGGAGAUUGAGAAUUUGCGUGACAGUGCAGCUGGAAGCAAUACAACUUAUAAGCCUCUUCAGCUCCUUAAUGCAACACAAGGAGAUUGUACUACAGUGUCAUCUGAAAUCUCUCGAAAGUUAUCUGAGACUCUACAGGUGUUAGAAGAAUCCAUUAUGCUACCCUCAACUCCUAACCGAGGUUCUGUUAGCUCCAUGGAUGAACCUUUCUUCCAAAUGCAAGACUUCAUUAUCAUCAAACAGCAGUUGUUAGCUCUGCAGGAGUCCCUUCUUGCACAAGAGCAGCAACAACAAUUGCAACAGCAGAAAUUUGAAGAUCAUAUAAAAGAGGAUGCUUUACAUAAACAACAGUAUCAUUCUCAGAUUAUUGCUGAAAUAGAGUCACAGAUCAAUUCAUGGAAAAUGGCAGAGGCACUUUGUGCAGACUACAUUGCCUAUUCUGAUGCUCCUUUCACCCAUACCAACACAGAACACAGAAUAGACUGGUUCAACAACUGCCUCCUACCAACUGACGCCCCUGGUUAUCAUCGAUCUUUACAUAUCUUAAUACUGUAUAUCACUAGAUUUGUAUUGAAUCACAUUAUUGUCACCAGUACCACGUUUACCGGAGACAUUUCUACAAACCGGCCAUCCCCCGUCAAGAUUUUCCCAACCACUUUUUUAGUCCGUGGUUCCUAUCUCUGCUUCAUUUACUUCUGUGGCCUCCUGUACUUCGCCGUCGCUGAAAAUGGUGAACCCUUUGCCCUUGCCUUAGUCGCCGGGGAUGCUAAACCCGUCUUGGCAAAGUUCACUGUCAGGGUCAAAAUAUCUCUUAGCUAUAUCUGUGCCCAUUACUUCCACACCAAACCACCAACUACAUAUAAGGAUCCAAUCCCCUUGUUAGGAAACGGGAAGAAACUAACGACAGGAAGUACCACCGUCAGGAAGAGCCACCGCAAAAGAGGUCUAAUAUUUGGCCAGCAGGCGCCAUUUAUGCAAGGUGGCAAAUCUUCGCUUAAAGGUUUCGUGGAGGUAAAAAUAUUUAAGUUGACUCCCGGGAAGCGCAAGCAAACUUGGAGGUGGUAUUUCACAAAGCCCAAAAGCCCGGUAAUGUUUCCGGGGAAAAAUACUUCCAAGUUACCAAAGUCAACCAAAGUUCCGAUCGUAUUUCCGAGCCUGGAGAGUCGAGACAAUUAUGAACAGCAGUAUGGAAAUUGA
Penaeus monodon (black tiger shrimp) is the source of this 1782-nucleotide messenger RNA. Its product is annotated as ribosome-binding protein 1-like. NCBI's taxonomy places the organism in Eukaryota, Metazoa, Arthropoda, Malacostraca, Decapoda, Penaeidae. The transcript has 14 exons. The record is from RefSeq and is a predicted model, not a curated record. Bases 79 to 1782 code for a protein of 567 amino acids.